ACGACAUUCGGGCCGCAGCGGCCGCUGGGUGCAGCCGAGCGGUGUGGAGCGGAAAGACCACUCGAAGGGCUCUCCUGAUACUAACAGUUCUACGAUUUGAAACCCCGCCAGAAUUUAGACAGGGUCUCACUGUAUUGCCCAGGCGGGUCUCGAACUCCUGGCUUCAAGCGAUCCCCCCGCCUCAGCCUCCCAAAGUGCUGGGAUUACAGGCGUGAGCCACCACGCCUGGCCUCACUCAAACAGUAAACGAGGUAUGUGACGCAUUCCCAGACUCUCCAGCCAACUGAGCAUCAGCUCCUUCACGGCAACUGGGUCCUGAUUAAUGUCCUCCCGAGACAGACUUCAUUGGAUCCACACUCAAGAGGACUCUGCCAGGUUUUUCUGACCCCCCUACAUUGCUAUAAAGUGCCAAGGCCUUAAGACUUGGGUACGUGUAUUACAACAGCAAGAGUGCCAGCGCCAACAAAAGACCCAUUGGACCUGUCAGCUCCUCUGUUUCACCAACCAGACACAGUAACCUUACCAACAAAGAGUAAGCCAAGUGCCUCUGUAUGACACCACCAGCAGCUGAUAACGCAUACGAAAAAUAUAACUAAUUUAGACUAGAGCCCUAUCUCUUCUUGAGAAGCUGGGAUUUGAAGGAGCUAUCCUGAGAUCUGUACUGCUAUCACUGUAUAUAUGGCUUAUUUCCUGGGUCCACGGGAAGCAUGAGUCUGUUGGGACUUGGGGCAAGAAGAAGACAAGACAUCUUAACAAGGAAAACCAAGCACUAAAAAAAGUAUCCCCCCAACUCUGAAGAGAUAGAGCAUAAACAUGGCCGACAGUGGACUUAGGGAACCUCAAGAGGACUCUCAAAAGGAUUUGGAAAAUGAUCCAUCAAUAAAUUCUCAGGCACAGGAGACCACAAUCAUGGCAAGUAAUGCUGAGGAAGCUCAGACCCUACACUCUGCCUGUGAUCUUAGCAAAGACCACCAAAGGGUGGAGACAGUGGGUCCGGAAAGUGCAGAUACAGGUGAUAAAUCCGAAAGUCCAGAUGAAGCAAAUGUGGGGAAACAUCCAAAGGAUAAAAUAGAAGAUGAGAACAACCAGAGUUUUCUGGAUGGUGAAAAAGGGCAUCACCUCCCUUCAGAAAAUCUGGGUGAAGAACCCUUGGAUCCAGAUCCCAGCCCUUCUCCAAGUGACAAGGUAGGAAGAGCAGAUGCACACUUAGGGAGCAGCUCUGUGGCCCUCCCUAAUGAAGCAAGUGACGGAACUGGAGCAUCUCAGGAACCACCUACUACAGACUCCCAGGAGGCCCAGAGUCCUGGUCAUUCCAUUACAGGGCAAGAGGGCGAGGAUACACUGAGGAGGCGACUGCCGGCCCCAGAGGCUGGAAGUCAUCCACAACAAACACAAAAAUUGGAAGAAAUUAAAGAGAAUGCACAGGACACCAUGAGACAGAUUAAUAAAAAGGGUUUUUGGAGCUAUGGCCCUAUCUUUCUUCUCUUCCUGGUUGUGGCUGUUGUGGCAAGGAAUAGCUACUAUUCCUCUCCAGCCCAGCAAGUGCCCAAAAAUCCAGCUUUGGAGGCCUUUUUGGCCCAGUUUAGCCAAUUGAAAGAUAAAUUUCCAGGCCAGAGUUCCUUCCUGUGGCAGAGAGGACGGAAGUUUCUCCAGAAGCACCUCAAUGCUUCCAACCCCACUGAGCCAGCCACCAUCAUAUUUACAGCAGCUCAGGAGGGAAGAGAGACCCUGAAGUGCCUGAGCCACCAUGUUGCAGAUGCCUACACCUCUUCCCAGAAUGUCUCUGCCAUUCAGAUUGAUGGGGCUGGAAGGACCUGGCAGGACAGUGACACGGUCAAGCUGUUGGUUGACCUGGAGCUGAGCUAUGGGUUUGAGAAUGGCCAGAAGGCUGCUGUGGUACACCACUUCGAAUCCUUUCCUGCCGGCUCCACUUUAAUCUUCUACAAGUAUUGUGAUCAUGAGAAUGCUGCCUUUAAAGAUGUGGCCCUGGUCCUGACUGUUCUGCUAGAGGAGGAAACAUUAGAAGCAAGUGUAGGCCCAAGGGAAACUGAAGAAAAAGUGAGAGACUUACUCUGGGCCAAGUUUACCAACUCUGACACUCCCAGCUCCUUCAACCACAUGGACUCAGACAAGUUGAGUGGGCUGUGGAGCCGAAUUUCACACCUGGUACUGCCAGUCCAGCCAGUGAGGAGCAUUGAAGAACAGGGGUGCCUUUUCUAAAGCUAAGCACAAAGUUGGUUAUAGAGGGUGUAUGUUUAUGAAAAAGUUUGUUUAAAGGCCUUUCAUUUAUAUGGAAGGAGGUUGAUAAAAUAGGUUGAGGAAAUAGCCUGAAAAACAAAAAUGAGCUUAUUUUAGAAACAAGUUUUUAUUUUUUACUUCUUGUAAAAUCUUUCUAAUCUAAGCCUUGACAAAACUAAAAAUUAACUGACUUUUUUUCUUUGCCUUUUGGACCAAAUCAGGUUUGAAGUAUGGAUGAUAUAUAUGAGAAUUUUUUUAAAAUUCUAAAAUAUAGCAACAUUGCACAGGAAGAUACUCUUACUUCUUAGAGUAACUACAGAGUGAUUUUUUUUUCUUGAGUGAGCCUCUGAAGAGCCUUUUGGAUGCUGUUUGGACUUGGAUGAAAGCAAUUAGAAUUAUGAAGCAAUGAUCACUUUUAGAAAAUUUUUCUAUCACAUGUUGAAUAUUUUCAAAACCUCACUUUAAUAAUCUAAAGUUAUGGGAUUAUAUCUUAUAUUAAUUUUACAGUUUUGAGGAGUAUGAUAAAAGAAAUAAGAAUUCAAACCAUUAAGUACCUACCUAUACUACAUGUAAGGCACUGUGCUUUUAUUCCAUUCAGCUGAGGUAUAAGUGUACCUCAGUACAGAAUAAGCAGCUGUACUCAAACAUUCUUAAAAAUGAGAACCAAUGGGGAAAUUGUUUAUAAUCAUUGGAAAUGAAGAAAUUCCAAUUGGCUAUAUCUUUACUUCAGCUUUUCUUGAAUGAUUUACAGCAGUAAUUUUCAAACUGUGUCUACUGGCACCCUUCCCCUUUGUAUCAGAGCAGUUCUGCUUUUAACUGUUUUAUAUGUCAGGCUCUAUGAGAUUUCAUUGGAACAAAGAGUUUCACUGAUACUCAAGUUUGAAAACCAUUAAGUGAAAAAACAUCUUAGAAGAUAGGAAAUAUGUAAAAAAAUUGAAUGUAUUAAAUCUUAUGAGUAGGAAGAUGAAAUACAGGUUUAUCAUAUAGAUAUAUUGUUUAUGAACACUAAAGAUCUAUACAUGAACAGCAGAAUGUAUAAGCUAGCAUUUACUAGCAUGUCUCUGAUGCUUUUGUUCAUUUCUGUUAGUCAUCAUUUUUGUCCCCUCUGCAUGGAAUUUUAUACUUGUCUAGGGUGAGAGUUUGUAGACUUUCAGCAGAACAUAUUUUAAUAACCAAUUUAUUUGUUUUAUUUUAAAAAAUUAUUUUUGAAUAACCAAUUUAAUAGUAAAUUUUAUAUGAACACUUGGCAUAACUUUACCAAACAGUUUAUUUCUAUGCAGUGAUGGAACAUUAUGUAAUACAGCUCAUUUCUUGACCACCUAGUUAUAGAAGUACCAUUAAGUUAAAAAUUAGAGAAAUCCAAGAGAUGUUAUACUUAAUGAGAGGAAGCAGAAAUGGUGGGUAGAUUCUCAGAGGUUUUGAUGUUCAGUAGUGACUGUUGGACCAUGUUCUGUGAUUGUAAGAAAUAUUGAAAACAGUUUGUAUGGAGACAGUAGGUGAUUAGCAUUUGAGCUCUGAAAGCAGAACUCUAGUAAAAUGAUCUCGACCUAACAAAGGGUCUGUUCUAUUAUAUAGACUAUUCCCAUAAUCCUGGAAUGUUUCAACUAGGUUUUGGCCUCUCCAUUAUAUGAGCUCAUGUAUAUAUUUAAGAAGUCUGAUUAAAGUAUGGAAAGAUUUUAGGAAACACUAAGACAAUACAGGCAUCUUUAUUGAUACCUAAAAAGUUUACAAUUGAGUAAUUGCUUAAUUGAGUGUAGGGGCAUACCUGAAGGAAGAAUUUGCAUUUGGGACUUUGAAGGAAUCUUCCAAGAGAUUUGGGAAAAGACCUGAACAAAAAGUUAAAGCAUAGUGAAUGUAAUAUAAAUGUCAAUCCAGUAUAAAAGCAGAGGAAACGAAGGAAAAUAUAUACCAUAUGCACAUUUUUUCUGUCUUUUUAGAUCUUAGAUGCUAACAUUACAUCCACAAAACCAGUGUUGCCUUGUACAACUAUUAUAUUGGCCUGCUGACCUGUGCUACCUCAGAUCUGUAAAGGAACCAGUAUGACGCAUAUUCUUGUUUCGUCAUUCGGUCGAAUAUGGUUUUUCAUCAUUUCCUUUCAAAAUAAUUUAGAAAAAUAAAUUUCUAAAGUCACAAUGGCUUUUAUUUAGCCUUUUUAAAAACACUUUUCCUUCCAUGUGUAGUGCAAUCAAUUGAGAGUGUUGUCAGUUUUCUGUCCACUAUUUCAAAAGUCGUUUUUUUUUUUAGAUGGAGUCUCACUCUGACUCCCAGGCUGGAGUGCAGUGGCUUGAUUAUAGCUCACUGUAGCUUUAAACUCCUGGGCUCAAGCAAUCCUCCCACCUUAGCCUCCUGAGUAGCUGGGACUACAAGUGCAUACUACCACACCACUCUACCACUCUGUUUUGUAUAGAGACAGGGUCUCACUGUGUUGCCCAGGCUGGUCUUGAACUCCUGGCCUCAAGUGACCCUCCCACCUCGGCCUCCCAAAGUGUUUGGAUUACAGAUGUGACCCAAUGCAUCCAACCUCAAACUUUUUUUUUUUUCUUUUUUUUUUUUUAGAGAAGGUCUUGCUCUGUCACCCAGGCUGAAAUGCAGUGGCGCAAUUUCACCUCACUGUAACCUAUGCCUCCUGGGUUCCAGUGAUUCUUGUGCCUCAGCCUCCCGAGUAGCUGGGAUUACAGGCACACACCACAAUGCCCAGCUAAUUUUUGUAUUUUUAUUAGAGAUGAGAUUUUGCUGUGUUCUCCAGGCUGGUCUCGAACUCCUGGCCUCAAUUGAUCUGCCCACCUUGGCCUUUCAAAGUGCUAGGAUUAUAGGCAUGAGCCACCACACCUGGCCUCAAAAAUCAUUUUUAAAAGAAGCAGUAUAUUAGCUCUGGGUCUUCUCAUUACUAAAAUGACUUUUUAAACAUGAUACUAUAUUUUAUAAAUGUACAGAUAAUUCAAAUCUAUUAUCUAAUGUGUUCUCUUAGGUUAAUUUCUAUUUGUUUCUAUUCUUUGUGUGUGUGUGUGUGUGUGUGUUGAGACGGAGUCUUGCUCUGUCACCCAGGCUGGAGUGCAGUGGCGCAAUCUCGGCUCACUGCAAGCUCCGCCUCCCGGGUUCACGCCAUUCUCCUGCCUCAGCUUCCUGAGUAGCUGGGACUACAGGUGCCUGCCACGACAUCUGGCUAAUUUUGUGUGUGUGUGUUUUUAGUAGAGACAGGUUUUCACUGUGUUAGCCAGGAUUGUCUCCAUCUCCUGACCUCGUGAUCCGCCCGCCUCAGCCUCCCAAAGUGCUGGGAUUACAGGCGUGAGCCACCGUGCCUGGCCUAUUCUUUACAUUUUUUAAGGUUUCAGAUUUUCUUUUGUGUGUCUAGUGAUUCAUCUUUUAUUGGCAUAGAUAAUUUGCUUAUUUGACUUAGAAAAAUGAUUUGUAGGCAUACAAUAUCGUACAUGAUACCUAAACAUUGCCAUUUAGUUACUCUCCUAGAACAACUUUCAUUACGCUGUCUAUUAAUAUAAAUUACCUCUUGAGUAAUCCCAGAAUCAUAGAACCAAUUGGUGGAAUCAGAAACUGUCUUUGGACUUGAGGUUUUUCUUCCCUUAGGGUAAAUUUUAGGUUUUCUGGUUAGUUUCCAGGGUUGGCAGAGAAGUUCAUAUCACUAAAGGGGUUCAUAUCACUAAAAUAGUAAUGCUAAUUUGUUUCAUAUUUCUAUUUUAAAAAUCAAUAAAUUUCAAUACAUUUCAUUUGAAGCCCCCAAGUUUAUGGUGGUUAGUGAGGCUCAGCAUGCCGGUAAUCCACCAUUCUCUCAGCUAAUGACUCCACUAAAUAGUGCCAGCCACUGAGAUGGUUUUGACCUUUUAAACAACUUUUUUUUUUUUUUUUUUUUUUGAGACAGAGUUUCUCUCUUGUCCAUGCUGGAAUGCAAUGGUGCGAACUUGGCUCACUGCAACCACCACCUCCCAGGUUCAAGCCAUUCUCCUGCCUCAGGCUCCCAAGUAGCUGGAUUACAGGCAUGUGCCAUCACGCCCAGCUAAUUUUUGUAUUUUUGGUAGAGACAGGGUUUCCCCACGUUGGCCAGGCUGGUCUCGAACUCCUGACCUCAAGUGAUCUACCCGCCUCGGCCUCCCAAAGUGCUGGGAUUACAGGUGUGAGCCACCGCACCCAGCCUAAACAGCUUUUAAUUACUUGAUUUAUACUUUAUUAAAGACAGGAAGCACAAUGAGCAGUGAUAUUAAAAUAUAACAAAUAUAGCAUGGGAAAGUGAUAAUUAUUCAGAUGAUCUUCACCAGCACGGCAUUUGUGUAUAUCUGUCCAAACUCUACGCCACAUAGCAGGUCUCUGGCACUUCAAAAAUGGAUGUUAAAUAGAAAAUAAUAAAUAAUAGCUGAUUAGGGUAAUCAUUUAUUUAAUCGGAAUAAAGAUUAUAUCCAUAAAAUUUACUUGCAGAGAAAUACUUUGUUUGAAAGACAGGGUCUCGCUCUGUCACCCAAGCUAUGGUGCAGUUGGCACAAUCACGGCUCACUGCAACCUGGACCUCCUGGCCUCAAGGGGUUGAUCCUCCUACUUCAGGGAUUACAGGCACACGCCACCAUGCUCGGCUAGUUGAGAAGUACUUUCAAAUAGCAACAUGAAGCCUUUCUUUUAUCAUUUGAAAAUAAAACAUAGUUGUAAACAUAAACCAGUAUGUCUUUGUAAAGCCAGUAAUAUAUCAUUUUAUAGGAGCAUUGUCUUCUUGUGUUUUUCAAGUUGACUAUGUAGUUCUAUGUCAGUCUCCAUUUUAAUAUCUCGUUUGUCAAGCUGAGCAUAUUUCAUUUUGAAAUGUAGUUGUUGAGAAGUCAUGGUGGUUUUUUGUUUUUCACAAUUCAAGUAGCUUGAACACUUGUCCAAUGGGAAAGCUGAUGCUUAUCUUUGUGGCAAAUGCUUGGUUGAAUAAUAUAUUUGCAAAGAUGUUAAUUCUAGAGAGAGCAAAAUAAAGUUGAGAUGUCUGUAAAACAGUUUCUCCAGAUGACUUUAAGCCUUAUUUUUGUAAAUUUAUGUUAAAUUUUAGGUGUUAAGUUGUGAAAUACCUAAUGAUAUGGGCCUAAAUUUGCCUCAUUCGGACCAGACGGGGCUAUUAAAAUUCAUUUCGAGCUAAUAAACUGUGCUAUAACUUCUUU
This is a messenger RNA of Mandrillus leucophaeus (drill), 7373 nucleotides long. It is a transcript of the gene TOR1AIP2, whose product is annotated as torsin A interacting protein 2. Gene Ontology annotation, biological process: membrane organization; endoplasmic reticulum organization. The coding region runs from base 814 to 2220 and encodes 468 amino acids. The record is from RefSeq and is a predicted model, not a curated record. Gene Ontology annotation, molecular function: ATPase activator activity. Gene Ontology annotation, cellular component: endoplasmic reticulum; membrane. The transcript is spliced from 7 exons. Lineage: Eukaryota; Metazoa; Chordata; Mammalia; Primates; Cercopithecidae.